Molecule: messenger RNA, 2724 nt
Organism: Dermacentor silvarum
Lineage: Eukaryota; Metazoa; Arthropoda; Arachnida; Ixodida; Ixodidae
Product: disintegrin and metalloproteinase domain-containing protein 10
Exons: 15
Coding region: 1-2724 (907 amino acids)
Biological process (GO): Notch signaling pathway; membrane protein ectodomain proteolysis
Cellular component (GO): plasma membrane
Molecular function (GO): metalloendopeptidase activity
Source: RefSeq, a predicted model, not a curated record
AUGGCCAACUUUGUGUUCUUCCGACAUGCUUGGGUCCACCUGCUUACACAACCUCACGAUAUUCUCAAUGUAUGCGGCGCAAGUCUCAACAGCAAGUUGAGCCCUGUGGGCCAGAGUCAGCUCAGCACGCUUUUUAUUGGCAGUGGUGUCAUCGAAGCAACUACUGAGUUCCUCAACGAAAGUGUUCCAGAGCGUGGCUGCCUGUGCAGUUGGCAAGGGCCAGGAGGCGAUGACAUCGUAGUGUCUGCGUCGGUGGACAUGUGGCGUGGCAAUGGCGGAUGGCGGGAAAGGCGGCGCCUGCGGCGAAAACUUGAUGGGAAAGGUUCCAUGGCCGGAUCGCGGGUGUUGAACCGCUUCGUGCGCCACUACGAGCCGCUGUCGUACGAGCCCGUCGGCGUGCGCGGCUUGGGACGCUGGAAGCGAUCGGCCGCCGCUCAUCGACACGACAGCAGCAGGCCACGCACGGUGCAGGUCGCCUUCAAGGCCCACGGCAGAGAGUUCCGGCUGCAGUUGACCCAGGACCGGUCUGUCUUCUCCGAGGACUUCUCUCUGGUGACGAGCCGAGGGCGCGUUCAGCCCAAGCUCGACCACAUCUACUCCGGACACGUUGCAGGCGCUCCCGGCAGCCGCGUGGUGGGCUCCCUGGUGGACGGCGUGUUCAGCGGACGCAUCUCGCUGGCACCCGGCGACGACGACGGAGACUUCUACGUGGAGCGCGCCAGCCCUUACCUGUCCUCGACCUCGUCCUCGCUCUUCCACUCGCUCAUCUACGCCGCUAAGGACGUGAGCUUCGACGGCGCCGGAUGCGGAGUGCACCGACACGCGCGAGACAUUGCCGUCGGCGCUCGACGCCGACACGGGCGCGGGCCGGCAACGCCCACCAAUCAGAGGCGAGCCAGACGCUCCGUGAAGGCUGCCGAAAUGGCACCUCAGGUAUCGCAGGCCCCUGAUGCCAACGCCUCAGGCAACGCGCCGGCGGAUUCCGGUGCACCUCAGCGGUUGUCCCGUCGACGAACGGCCGAUGAACACCCGCAGGGAGAUGCUGGUCGUCGCCAGGGCAAGAGCGUGCAGCGCGUGUGUAACAUCGAGCUCAGCGUCGACCACACCUUCUACGAGGUGGGCCAGCGGAAACACUCGAUGACUUCUGCAUUUUGUUCCAUGGUAUCAUCGGACAUGUACGGCGACACCACCAAGAUUCAAGCGGAUAUCACGAGCCUGGUGCACACACAUGUGGCGUCUGCCACGGAAAUAUUCGGGAACACAAACUUCAACGGCAUCACCGACAUCUCGUUUGUCGUUCAACGCUUGCAGAUCAACGACUCCAGCGCGUGUGACGGCAAGGUGCGCCGGUCAAACCCUUACUGCGCCGACACACUGGACGCAACGCACACGCUUGUCGAGCUGUCCAAGACAGACCACAACAAUUUCUGCGUCUCGUACCUGUGGACGUACCGCGACUUCCCGGGUGGCACGCUGGGUCUGGCGUAUGUUGCAGAGCUCAAUGGGAACGCGGGUGGCCUGUGCGAGAAGUUCCAGUCGGACGUGGCGCUGCAGUUGACCUCGGACUACACGGGCCGGGUUAGCUUGAACACGGGUGUUGUCACCUUCGUCAACAAGAACGUACGCGUGCCCCACCGGAUCUCCGAGGUCACCUUUGCCCACGAACUGGGACACAACUUCGGCGCACAGCACGACCCUCCCGAGUGUGUGCCCGGUGGCAGUGUGGGCAACUUCCUGAUGUUUGCCACCGCCUCUCACGGCACGAUGCCCAACAACCGGCGCUUCUCCGUGUGCAGCAUCCGCGACAUCUCGGCCGUCCUCACGCAGAUGUUUUCUGAACAGGGUUCCCGCCCGAACUGCCUCCAGGAGCUGCGGGGCCCGUUCUGCGGCAACUCUAUACGGGAGGAGGACGAAGAAUGCGACUGCGGCUACGACUGGCACGACUGCCGCGAGCAGUGCUGCUACCCGCGUGAGCACGGCCUGCUCAACCGCAAGGGCUGCACGCUACGGCCGGACGCCAAGUGCAGUCCCACGAACAGCGCCUGUUGCAGCGAGACCUGCCAGUACCGCAACGCGUCGUGGCUCUGCAGACAUGACGACGACUGCCGAUUCGAGGCCUACUGCGACGGGUGGGGCGGCGAGUGUCCCGCGUCGGCGCAGAAGCACGACGGCGUACUCUGCAACCACGGCACACAGGCUUGCGAUGCUGGCGAGUGCGUGCGCUCCGUGUGUAGCGUGUACGGCCUCGUCGAGUGCUACCUCACCGGGACGCAUCGGACGCCGAACGAGAUGUGCCUCAUCGCCUGCCGAGAGAACGCGUCGGACAGCGUUUGCAUGGAGGCGUGCCACUUCAAACGCAUGAAAGACUUCUGCAACAAAAAGAUGGAGCCCGGAGCACCGUGCGACGACCUGCGCGGCUACUGCGACGUCUUUCAGAGGUGCCGCCUGGUGGAGGCCGAAGGAGCGCUCGCCCGUCUGCACUGGCUCGUUUUCGGUGGACGCGGCCUGCGAAACGUAAUGGCGGUAAGGGAAUACUGGUACUUCACGCUAUUGGCCGUCGUGCUGGGCAGCGGUGUCACGGCGCUGUUCAUCAAGCUGUGUGCCGUGCAUACGCCCAGCAGCAACCCGCAUCUCAAGGGCCCACGCAAAAUUGUCGGACCCAUGUGCCGACCCACGAGUUUGCUGCGCACGGCACUAUCCCCUGGCGCCACUUCGCAGCUAUAG